AUGUACAAAGUAAAGAUAAUCUCUGAGGUCUCAUUUCUGAAACCUGUGUUUUUACCCGACCUAGUAUUAAUCCUCGCACCUGCACAACCAACCUUCGAUUUGCAGCCACUGUCUCUUCUCCCAGAAGCCAUGUCCAACACCUUCGAUGGUAUUUUGCGAGAGUUUCCAUAUAUAUCCCUUGACAAGUUCAAUUGCGGAACGGAAAUUUCGCUUUUAACCCACUGUCAUAUGGACCAUUUGGCUGGAAUCCUCAACCGACUGUUUCUGGGGAUAGUCUACUGCACCGAAUUAACCAAAAAGCUUUUGCAAGCAGAUAAAAGGUACGAGAAAGUGAUGCGGCGCGUUGAAGUACUACCGCUCAACACCAGGACGCGUCUCGUGCUUCCUGGAUCCAUAAGCGAGGACGUUUUCGUCACGCCAAUAGAGGCCUACCACUGUCUAGGCGCGUGCAUGUUCUUGGUGGAGCGAGAAGAAGAUGAUUGUAGCUGUAAAUCCAUGAAAGUCGGAGCAAAUGUUUGUUUGGCGGAAUCUCAUCAUCUGGCUGUUCUUUGUACGGGUGAUGUUCGGGCCGAACAAUGGUGGUGUGAUGGACUCCGCCAACUCCCCUUCUUACAGCCAUAUCUAUCGGGUGACAAAUGCCUUGAUAACAUAUACAUUGAUACCACAUUCUAUUACCGCCAGGAGCCGUAUAUCGAGAUUCCACCCAACAAUCUGGGCAUCUAUGCCAUGAUUUGUCUACUCAAAGAGUAUCCUAUGAAUGACCCUGAGAUCAUAUUUGAAUUCACAAACACAACCCUUGGAUUUGAGCAGGUGUGGGCAUUUGUUCUCUCGUAUUUCCGCGGGUGUCUUGUCGCCACAGACGAGAAAUUCCGGCGCCGCCUUCAGAUAUCUUGCAAGCAUGACAAGAUCCAUGGAUGCGUACUUCACAAGAGCAUAAAUCAGAAACACGAACUGUCUCCAUUGUUUCACGUGGGCAGGACAUAUCAACCUUAUACCAUCCGCAUGAAUGAAUUCAUCAACUUCAAUAUCAUGGACUUUGCAGGAAUCUGCUGUCCCAUCCUCGUCAACAACAUACCCACAACGGAGCCCUUGGAGUUAUUGCAUACCACCGCGAAGGGAAAUCGUUUCUAUUAUUUUCGUGACAGAACUUGGCUCCUUCCAAAAGACGGGAUUGAGAUGCUACCUCAGGACUUAACGCUUGUCUUCUCACGCCACCUGUCAUACACAGAAACGGUUGAAUUUAUCAAAAUGUUUCGGCCGAAACAAGUUUUUCCUUGUUGCCAUUCGAGAGUCGCCUGGAAGGCUGGUUUCCACAUGCGCCGGUUGUAUGGAGAUAUCUGUUCUGGCGACCAAUUCUUGUUUGACGAAAUGAUGCUGAAAAAUUUCGGCCAUCCACCAAAACACAUUUUACAGAGAGGCGUGGCAACAGUGAACCGCUGGAGUAUUGAACAAUGCGAGCAAGAACAGGCAUUUAUAGAGGAUACUACCAGGAGUCCAGCCUUGAUUCAGCUACGGAAGGUUACUAGAGCGCCAGUGUUCCAGAAAGUGGCCGGUGACAAUCCUGAUGCACCUAUAUUUAACAAAAAAGGAGAGUUUGUUCUACAAAAAUUGGUCGAGCGUCGCCAGGAGCAAUCCUACAAGGACUUCAUUGAGUACCAACAGUCUUUAUAUUACAAGAAGUACAACCAGCCGCAGUACGUUCCACUCGCACCGAACAAGAGGGGCAAAAUUAGUCGAGUAACACUCGGCGGUCUGAGCGACUACUCAUCACAUAGCAGUGACAGUUCUAUUGAUUUGUUGGAUGCCACAAGGAUGAGAAAGGAGAGUAAUGAAAGUGAUAGUCCUAGAACAGGAGGCACAGGGUCGAUGGUGUCAUUUGAGACACGAAAGGAGUUGCGCACUUCGUUCAUAGCCUCGUCUUUUGGUUCCUUCGAGGAAUCAGUGCCUGUGGCUGCUGCAUGA
This is a messenger RNA of Australozyma saopauloensis, 1962 nucleotides long. RefSeq names its product Pso2p (gene PSO2). Bases 1 to 1962 code for a protein of 653 amino acids. NCBI's taxonomy places the organism in Eukaryota, Fungi, Ascomycota, Pichiomycetes, Serinales, Metschnikowiaceae. Gene Ontology annotation, molecular function: damaged DNA binding; 5'-3' DNA exonuclease activity. The record is from RefSeq and is a predicted model, not a curated record. The transcript has a single exon. Gene Ontology annotation, biological process: interstrand cross-link repair; double-strand break repair via nonhomologous end joining.